This is a messenger RNA of Mobula hypostoma (lesser devil ray), 855 nucleotides long. Its product is annotated as cytochrome c oxidase subunit 4 isoform 1, mitochondrial-like. The transcript is spliced from 5 exons. Gene Ontology annotation, biological process: mitochondrial electron transport, cytochrome c to oxygen. Lineage: Eukaryota; Metazoa; Chordata; Chondrichthyes; Myliobatiformes; Myliobatidae. The record is from RefSeq and is a predicted model, not a curated record. Bases 61 to 585 code for a protein of 174 amino acids.
UGCCACGGUGACCCGGCACUAGCCCCGCCCGCUGCCUGCAUCCGGAGAGGAAGAGGUACGAUGUUGGGGCUUUCUGUGUUUCGAGGGGCUAACCUCCUGAAGGCGCGGAGCCUAUUAUCAGCUGCUUGCAUUCGAGCGGUUCAUGGACAUGAGGUUGUUAAACAGGAAGACAUGUCACUGCCGAUGUACUGUGACAGGAAGGAUACACCACUCCCCGAUAUUCCCUACUUUACGAAGUUGAGUGCAGAGCAGAAGGCCCUGAAAGAAAAAGAGAAGAGCUCGUGGACAGAUCUGACCAAUGAAGAGAAAGUCGCAUUGUAUCGUAUUGCUUUCAACCAGACCUAUACGGAGAUGAACAAAGUGAGCAAUGAGUGGAAGUCUGUGGUGGGUGGUGUGUUUGUUUUCAUCGGAUUUGCUGGCCUGAUCGUGUUGUGGCAGCGGUACUACGUUUAUCCUGAUCGACCACAAACCUUCAGUGCGGAGUGGCAGGAAAAGCAAGCCAAGAGAAUGUUGGACAUGCAGAUGAACCCUAUCGAGGGAUUCGCCUCCAAAUGGGAUUACGAGAAGAACGAGUGGAAGAAGUGAUCAUUUUCAGUCUGGCGCCAGCAGAUCCUCACUCACCACUGGAACUGUUCUAAAUGGCCAACCUUCAUCCUGUCAGUUUCAAAGUAAAAUGUAAAAUAAUCUCAAAUGCCCUAAGCAGCAUUUAAAUACUGAAAUGUCAUAGCAUUUAUAAUGCAACUUAUAAUAAAGGUUGCUCUUAUAAAAUACUGUUGUUGAAGUAUGGUAAAUAUUGCCAGCACAAUUCACGGAAUGGAUGUUGUCAAUUAAAACAGCCCUUCUUGGUGGAGUAUC